UCUGACUUUUCAGUUCACAGUAGGUAAGAUACACAUUACUCAGGUCCCGUCACCUGAACUGACUCCCCAGCUUCUCCUCUAUAGGUAAGAGAUAUUUGUCAAGUCCUAUAUGAAGAGUAACAAAAUACUGUCAAUAAUUCUGUUAACUUUUAAGAAAUUUAAUAUACUUUUUAUUUUGUGUGCUACAGACAGAAGUAGUAAGCCCUUGGUAUUAUUUGUUUUCACAGAGUUUUUUUAUAAUUACAAUUUAUUAAUAAAGAUGGGAGAUUAUGAGUUCUUUGAAGAAUUUUAAGUGUUACUAGGUUCAUUUGAAAUAAUAAUAAAAAUAAACUCCAUAUGCCUAACUGCCUAUUCUCUCUGAAUAAAUACUGAUAGCCACAACAGCCCUACAAUAUUUAUAUCUGCCAGCAUAUGUUAAAUCCACCACUGCACUUGAAUAAGUAAAAGAAACAAGUUCUGUAGUCACUCUAUAGUCAGUAAAAUUAAUGGAAGUUGAGAGCUUUAGCAUGUCACAGUAUAGGGGUCCAAAUUUCCAGCCAAAAUAUUUGGUUAAUAGAGUAAGGCUGUCUCUUUUUUGGGGCUUGUGCAAAUAAAGAAAGUACCUCUUCUACAUUGUAAAAUGGUGGAAGAGACACGAGCAAUUAGCACAAACAAAACAUUUUCACUUGAUAAGUCAAUCUGGGCUGUUUUUUUCUGGCCAGUCAGCAGUGUCUGAAAACAAAGGAGACACAGCAGCUCUAGGAGACAGCUUGUCUGCCCAACCACUUUUCUGGGGGAUCUCUUAAUUUGAUUUAGAAAGCACAUAGCAAGCCUUCUAGGUGUCAAAAUUUAAUAUACCACAUAGCACGCUAUUGCCGCUGAUGCUGUCAGGCACGUGAAAGCCUAUAGCUAAUCUGUGUCUUUAGGGGAUAUACUUCUAUAUCUCGUCUCCACCUCCCCGGUUAUCACAACAAUCACAUGGACAGGCAAUAAGAUCUGGUGUUGUCUCAAGUGAUUUGAUAAGCAGUUGAUAACCAAGGGUUCAUUAAGCUCUUGGGGUAUAUAAGCCACAGGGUUUUCAGCAUGCCCCUGUACUUGGGAGGUUUGACAGCUCCCUGUUUGGCAAGCCAGGACUCACAGGAAGAUGUUGUUGACUGCAAAAAUACUUGUUUUCACUCUGAGUGGUUUCCUGAGAGUGGGCACAGGCUUUGACAUUGGACUAUCCACCAAAUGUGUAGAGAUACCCAAGGAGAUGGAUAUGUGCCACGAGAUUGGGUACUCCGAAAUGAGGCUUCCCAACCUGAUGGGACACACAAGCAUGGCAGAGGUCAUCCUAAAAUCUGCCACCUGGCAGCACCUGGUGCACACGGACUGUCACCCUCAUGUGAGGAUGUUCCUGUGCUCUCUGUUUGCACCCAUCUGUCUGGACACGUUCAUCCAUCCCUGUAGGAGUAUGUGUGUUGGUGUCCGGGACAGCUGUGCACCCGUGCUUGCCUGCCACGGGCACGCCUGGCCAGAAAGCCUGGACUGCGACCGGUUCCCUGCAGAUGAGGACAUGUGUCUGGCAUCGCUUACGAAGGAAUAUAAAUACUUGCACAAAGUCCUACCAAAGCCUGCAUGCCAGACCUGCCCAGCAGUGGAGGAAUUCUUUACACACAAAAGAGUUCUCGAAGUUUUCUGUGACAGUAACUUUGCCGUGAAAGUAAAGCUGUCCAAAAAAAGAGCAGUAAUCAGUGACCAAGAGUAUAACAUAGAGUGCCACGUGGAAUUCAUUACCCAGGGCUCACUCUUGCCUUAUGAAACUCAGCACAUGAUACAGCAAUGGCUGCUUAUCAAUGAAAAUUGUACACAGAGGAUGACUCAGACCCAUCGUCCUACGGUGUAUCUCCUUGUAGGGAAGAUUGAGGAAGGUAUCAUUUUAGUAAAUCAGAUUUAUCACUGGCAGAAGAGGGACUCCCAGCUGACUUUGGCCACUCAGAAGUGGAGGUACCAUAAAUGCUUGUAAAUAUUUAUCUUAUUACUUGUAAAAAGCUAAUUACACUUCUUAUGCCAAACUUAUCUUGUAAAUAAGAAUGUACUAUAAGUGGCAUGUAAAAUCUUUGUUUUCUUUUAAACUGUAUUAUAAGUUGAACUUAAACCCAGUGUUAUCAGGCCUACUUUCUGUACUAUUUUAGCUAUUUGUGAAGUUUGAACUUGGUCAUCUAUGUAUAAAGGUUUGAGUUAUUGCAAAAAUCUUUUGUAAUAUGUAUAAAAACUGAAAUGAAACAUUUUAAUCCAUCUCAGUACCUUUAGUGUAUUCUUCUAUAGUGUUCACCCUGCCAAUUUCUUGACUUACCAA
This is a messenger RNA of Numida meleagris (helmeted guineafowl), 2317 nucleotides long. Its product is annotated as secreted frizzled-related protein 2-like. Gene Ontology annotation, molecular function: Wnt-protein binding. The transcript is spliced from 4 exons. Lineage: Eukaryota; Metazoa; Chordata; Aves; Galliformes; Numididae. The record is from RefSeq and is a predicted model, not a curated record. The coding region runs from base 1124 to 1984 and encodes 286 amino acids. Gene Ontology annotation, biological process: negative regulation of canonical Wnt signaling pathway; non-canonical Wnt signaling pathway; canonical Wnt signaling pathway.